Molecule: messenger RNA, 513 nt
Organism: Trichosurus vulpecula (common brushtail)
Lineage: Eukaryota; Metazoa; Chordata; Mammalia; Diprotodontia; Phalangeridae
Product: profilin-1-like
Exons: 1
Coding region: 91-513 (140 amino acids)
Biological process (GO): regulation of actin filament polymerization; actin cytoskeleton organization; positive regulation of actin filament bundle assembly
Cellular component (GO): cytoplasm
Molecular function (GO): actin binding
Source: RefSeq, a predicted model, not a curated record
AACGGAGCUGCGAGUCCGGACAGCAGCGCGUGUUCCGAGCUCUCCGCCACCCCCUGCCCGCAGUAGCAGCAGAGCCAGACCGCCAGCACUAUGGCCGGUUGGAACGCCUACAUCGACAACCUCAUGGCGGACGGGACCUGUCAGGAUGUGGCCAUAGUCGGCUAUAAGGACUCGCCCUCGGUCUGGGCCGCCAUACCCGGGAAAACCUUCGCCAAUAUCACGCCAGCUGAAGUAGCCGUAUUGGUUGGCAAAGAUCGUUCGACUUUCUUCGUAAAUGGGCUGACACUUGGGGGCCAGAAAUGUUCAGUGAUCAGGGAUUCGCUGCUGCUAGAUGGAGAGUACACCAUGGACCUUCGUACCAAGAGCACUGGGGGUGCUCCCACCUUCAACCUCACUGUUACCAUGACUGCCAAGAUGCUAGUCCUGCUGAUGGGGAAGGAAGGUAUCCACAGGGGAAUGAUCAACAAUAAGUGUUAUGAAAUGGCUUCCCACCUUCAACGCUCUCAAUACUGA